This is a messenger RNA of Oncorhynchus mykiss (rainbow trout), 6271 nucleotides long. The record is from RefSeq and is a predicted model, not a curated record. NCBI's taxonomy places the organism in Eukaryota, Metazoa, Chordata, Actinopteri, Salmoniformes, Salmonidae.
UUACACAUUAUUCCACAUUUAAAACCAGAAAAAAACAUUCAUAUUGUAGGAAACAUUUGGUAGAAUAAAAUGUAUGGCACAGGGCAGAGAAACACCUGUAUGACGUCAUUCAACAGCAUCGCGAGCCUUCACGACUGACCGCGGCAAGCAGUACUCUGGAGGAGAGACUGCUGCCCCUUUAAGUAACAAACGAUUACAAGUAAACAACUUCAAUGAGGAUUUAUUGGAAUUUUGCAGGAACAUUUACCGUGAAUGUGAAGAUCACUGCAUCUCAAUUCUGUGGAACGGGGUAAUUUUUGGGUAGCGCACGAGAGGGUUACUUGCUAGCUGACUGGUUAGCAUCGUUCUCGCUAACUAAACAUGGUGGCCAAUGAACGAAAAGAGCUCUAAAAUAUUUAAGAAAAGCUUAUUGUUGAAUGGUGAGACAUUGUUGUAACCUUUUUACACAUACUAAAAAUCUUGGCUGGAUUUGCAGACUUCAAAUGCACUUUUCGGUUAAUCUGAAUAUCCCAAAAGGAGUCAAACUGCCCCGACACAAUUGCCAUGCAUUGGACAACCCGUUUGAAAAGUUAUAAUUAACGUUACGUUUUCGUUAUGUUCUACAAUGUAUUAUAUAUAGACGAACACAAACCUUGAACAACGAUUUCAAAUGCACAUUAGGAUUUCUCUCACCACUCUCAAUUCCAAUGUGACCAUGGUUGUAACAUUGUUACUGAGCUGAGAUAACGGCUACAAAAUAACCUUUUUAUUCUGCAGAGAAAUCAUUUGCUCAUCUGUACUGGAAAGAUUGUUUCAUUAAGGAAAUUACCACUGUUUGGCAAACAUUUCUACUCGUACUGAGAACAUGCACUGCGAGACGUUAUGGAUUAUCACGUAGUCCAACACGCACACAAUCCAGAAUUUGGGAAUUGGAACCAAGUGAUGGUUUUCAGAUUUGGGAUUUUAAGAUGCUUCACACAAGACAUUGUUUACCUUCAAUAGAAUUUAGAGGACUUGCAGAGAAAAUUACAUGGAGACUCGUCUGACAUGCCAAGGAAGGAGUUACCACUACCAGAGGGUUGGGAAGAAGCCCGGGAUUUUGACGGGAAAGUCUACUUCAUCGACCACAUCAAACACGCUACUAGUUGGAUUGAUCCAAGAGACAGAUUCUUCACCGUCUGAAGAGAUGACGAGAUGUCUAGCCUGGUGUCGUCCUCUUCAGACAGACUGGAAGAGGUCUUGCAUUCCAAUGAACAACCAGCAGACUAAACCUCUGACAUUUGCUGACUGCAUUGGAGAUGAGCUGCCUGUGGGUUGGGAGGAGGCCUACGACCCCAAUGUCGGGGCCUACUAUGUGGAUCAUAACACAAAGAGCACUCAGCUGGAGGACCCGCGGGCCCAGUGGCAGCGGGAGCAGGAGGUCAUGCUGCGGGAGUACCUGGACGUGGCCAAGGAUGCGCUGAGCGCCCAGAAGGAGAUUUACCAGGUGAAGGAGCAGCGCCUGCGCCUGGCCCAGCAAGAGUACCUUCAGCUCAACAACGCCUGGAGGGACAGGUCCACCUCCCAGACCAGCUUGAAUUCCAGAUCAUCCUCCAGCAGUAAAUAUGACCCAGAAAUCCUCAAAGCCGAGAUUGUCACUUCCAAAAGUAGGGUGAAUAAGCUGAAGAGAGACCUAGCCUGCAUGAAACAAGAGUUGCAGUACAAAGAGCAGGGCUUUGAAACGCUGAAAGAGAUCGACCACAAGGUGUCCAGCGUGCCUUACGGUGUCAAGCUUCACGAUGAGCAGGCCACCCUGAACGAGGUCAAGUCCAUCCGGGACGCCAUCAGCUCCGGGGAGAAGGAGAAACAGGAGCUCAUGCAGAAACUAGCAGUGCUUAAGGAUGGCUUCCAGUUGGACUCGGUGGGUUCUCAGUCUGACCUGUGGGGCAGCAGCCCCUCCCUGGCCAACUCUGAGCUGUACAUCCCCCGCCUCUACUCCGAAGCCGGAUCCCAGACCAACAUACCUGCUGAGUUUGUGACCAACACCAACAACUUGGCAGAGAAGGUGCGACUGAGCCUGAAGUAUGAAGAAGCAAAUAGAAGGAUUGCCACCAUCGAGGUGCAGAUAGCCAAGCUGGACAGUGAGGCGUGGCCAGGGCUGCUGGACCCAGAGCGUGACCGCCUCAUCCUCAUCAAUGAGAAGGAGGAGCUACUCAAGGAGCUGCAAUACAUCAAGCCUUGCAAGAAAGUGCCCAUUGACCAGGAGAAGAUAGAGACACAAAAGAAAAGGCUUGAGAGAGACCUGCAGGCUGCCAGGGACAACCAGAGCAAGGCCCUGACCGAGAGAUUAAGAUUGCACUGUAAGAGGAACAAGCUGGUGAGAGAGCUGGAGGAGAUGGUUCGCCUGGCCUCAUCAUUACACACUCAGCUCAAGAGUCUUUCGGCCAGCACACUGUCGUGUUCCUCAGGCAGCAGCCGUGGCUCUCUGACCUCCAGCCGGGGCUCUUUGGCCACCACGUCAUCCCUGGGCUCCACCUCCUCCCUGAGCUUCACAGAUAUUUACCUGGAGCAGCCUGAGCUGGGAGACCCAGACUUCCAGAACAAAUUGGACUCCCUACUGCAGGACGGUGGCCCGGGGGUUAGCUACCGUCCCUCCAGCUCCAUCACCACCAUCCACGAACACGAGGUGGUCGCUGGGGGAGAGAGAGCGGGCGACAAGGGGGGUGUUGUCGGUGGGGGAGCAGAUGCCAGAACCAGGCUACAGGCGCUGAGACUAUCAGAGACGCCAAGGUCGAUCAGUUCACUAUCGCCGAGGUCUUCGAUGUCGUCACUCUCGCCGCCCUGCUCGCCGCUGGUCACGGACUCUAUAUUCCUCUCCGGGGAGAGGUUUGCGGGUCCAGGGGGCCCAGGUGGGGGACUGGACAUGGAGCUGCAUAGCAGGCUGACUGAGCUGGGGCUGGACAAGGAGGAGCAGCAGCACCCUGGAGGGGUGGAGCAGGAUGCCACUACCAUAGCUGGAGAGAUGUUUAAAGAUGCCAUAGUGCAAGCCAGAGGGACGGUGGGGGCGGGGCCUAAGAAGAUGGGCGUGAUGUCAGCAGUGUCUGAUGAGUCGGUGGCGGGUGACAGCGGGGUGUAUGAGCCCUCAGAGACGAGGUCAGUCCUCCCUGCAGAGCUGCUGCUGGGCUAUGAGGAGAGGGGAGAACCACUAGGCUGUGCCCAGGUCAGACUGGGCCUGAAGUACGAGGUGAAGCGCUUCACCAUGUUCGUCAUGCAGCUCUCCAAUUGCAGCGUCCUCGUACUGCCACCAGACCACAAAAUAUACAUCCGUGUGGCGGUGCUCCCGUGCUCAGAGUCCACCUGCUGCCUCUUCCGGACGCGCGGCUCUCUACCCCAGGACAUUGUGGAGGUCAAUGAAGUCUUCGGUGUCCAGAUGGCCCACAAUGCCCUGCGGCAGAAGACCCUGAGGGUGGACAUAUGCCACACCAGCCUGUCUGGCCGUGAGGAGUGUCUUGCUGGUGCUCAGAUAAGCCUGGCUGAUGUCAACACCUCUGGGGAGAGAUGUGUCAAGAGCUACAACCUCCUCAGCUACUCCUUCAUGCCCCAGAUCAAUAACAAGGACAAGACUGGGACGGCUCGGCAGUGUGAAAGGAGCUCUGUCCCCACCACAGAGAGAGUAGCAGGCAGUCUGGAGGGUGACCCAGAGGAGGAUGAAUGUGUUUCAACCCUGUACAGGCACAGUGAAGAGCUGGAAGGUGAAGUGUUUGAAGAAGAUGACCACAUAGAGGGGGCAGGACCUCUAGAGGAAGAGGAGGGGCUAUAUCCUGACAGCAGCCAUUGGGAGGGAGAGGAAGUGACAACCAAACCGACUGGAACAGGAACCCUGGUUGAGAGGGUGAACAAGGAGACCAGUACCGGCCACCACCACCAUGUCUCCUCCUCGGUGGUCCGGCCAAAGGAGCGUCGGCCCCACCAUGUUCCCCAGCAGAAUGCCUUCUUCCAGGGCAACACCAUCAUCCGCUCCAAGACCUUCUCCCCUGGGCCCCAGAGCCAGUACAUCUGCCGGAUCAACCGCAGUGACAGUGACAGCUCCACUUUGUCAAAGAAGUCUCCUUUCAUCAGGAACGCAUCAGAGAGACGCAGCAUGCGCAUGAAGAAGCCCUCUGUGCCGGUGCGGAGCCUGGACGGGCUGCUGCGGACCAGUCUGGACCUAGAGCUUGACCUGCAGGUGUCCAGGACGCGCCACACGCGACUGGCCCAGGAGCUGCGUGUCCUCAGGGAGCUGAAGGAGCAGCUGGAGAGAGCCCGGCAGCAGGGAACCAGAGAUCUCCCCACCUGGGUGCAGGACGACGAGCGAUUUCGUCUGCUUCUCAGACAGGCCGAGAAACAGACCCGUGAGGAGCAGCUGCAGGAGCAGAGGGUGGAGAAGAUGAUGCGUGCUGCGGCCAAGGACGUCCACAAGCUCCGAGGCCAGAGCAGGAAAGAGAUGCCUGAGGUCCAGUCCUUCAGAGAGAAGAUGGCCUUCUUCACUCGAGCAAAGACCAACAUCCCUGAUCUGCCUGUCGACGAUGUGUAGCGCAUUUCAAGUAUUCCAGUCUUAACUGCUGUUUCCAAGCAGAUGACUCUGACGCAGACUUCUGGUGGUAUUAUGAAGAAUGGAGAAAAAUAAAAUAAUAAUGUAUAGGAAAAAAUACCGUCACAUUUUUUUUUUAGAUCUCAGAGUUGCUAAUCUGUAUAGUUGUUUGUGUUAGCAACUAGAGCAUUGUUUUCUUCCACUCUCUCUGUAGCAGUAUUGUUACUGUUACUAAUAAGUGGAUGUUGGAAGAGACCGUUAGAUGUUUUAUGGUAAAAUCGUAAUUCCAAUACACACCAGCCCUUUCUGUGUGGAAUUUGAAAAGAUAAAGAGAAAGGCUGUUCUGUUCUUUAGCCAGGACCACUUAUUUGUUGUAGUCUAAGAUGUGAAUAUUGACCCCCAGAGGUACUUUACAUUAUUUAUAGCACAACACAUCUACAAAAUCAAUAUUGUUAUUGUAUGAUGGUGUACCAUGACCGAAUGUGUGGUUGUACAGUAUACUGAAACUGGCUGUCUGUCCCUAGUCACACUGCACAUGGUUCUCAUAGUAACCCUCACUGGUGCACACACCAUCUCUCAGCAUUGUGUAGAAAGUGCACUGACUCUCACCUAUACUCAGGUAGUUUAUUGGAUAGUUUGUGCACUUUUAAAAUGGUAAUCUAUAAAAGAGGAUGGAGGCGUUGAAGAAGUGGGAGGAGUGCUCCACUUCAGGCUGGAGUGAUUGUUGAAUCACCGCCUAACAAAGCACAUGAUUGUGAAAGACAAAAGAAGUGGAGGAGAUAACUCUUGUAUUUAAUGAAGAUCAUUGCUGGUGAUAAACUCCCCAUUGACUGUAUGAUUUAAAACGGUAGUGAAGUGAUCCAAAAACCAUGGAAUAACUGAGGACUCUAAAGUAUAUCUUAGCCUAAAGUUUGAUCACUUUUCCUGCUCUCAUCCCUUUUACCCCUUCCCUUAAAUUCUUUGUAACUGGACAUUUUGAAGACCCAUACAAACAGUAUCCCAAUUGUUCUUCUGCUAUCUUUUUUUGCAUCUCUCAACUGGACUUUCUAUAUGUAAACCUUACCAUAUCACACUAACUGGGAUAUUUGUCAAUGAGCCCCCUUCCAAAGAGGAUCUUCCUUUCCAGUCUGGGGCAGUACUAGGGACCCCUCUUACACUGGCAAAGCUUUAGUACAUACAGAGAUGAAUAAGAUCAGGUCUGCCUCUGUAUCCAUCCUGCAUGGAGCAUUGUCUCAUCAAUGACCACAGGAAUUGGCGAGACCGCACAAACAGAUCUGGGACGAGGCUACACUUCUAGUCUAGCAGCCAUGUUUCCCAAUAUAUAUCUCUGUAAGCAGACAUGACAAAGUCCUCCUGAGGAUUUCAUUUUAUCUCUGCAUGGUGCUCUCUAUGUGCCAGAGGUAUCGUUGAACAGGCUUACUGUUGCAAGUACAUAUCUGGCUCUGAUUGAUCACGUCUGUGAUCUUCACAGGCGACUAGUGGUGUCUGUGUUAAUGAAAUGUGAUGAAGAAGUGAAAUGUGUAAGUGGAUCAACUGGCAGUACAGGGAGAAAUCAGAGGGCUUUUAACUAGGCUACUGGAAACGGUACAGGGAGAAAUCAGAGGGCUUUUAACUAGGCUACUGGAAACGGUACAGGAAGAAAUCAGAGGGCUUUUAACUAGGCUACUGGAAACGGUACAGGAAGAAAUCAGAGGGCUUUUAACUAGGCUACUGGAAACGGUACAGGAAGAAAUCAGAGGGCUG